AUGUUCUGGUCCACCGUCCUCGUUGCAGCAAUUCUGCCCCUUGUCCGUGCUGCGGAUGAUGAUGGGCUGGUUUGGUGUGGCGACUCUACAGAAAAUGUCCCCGUCUGUCUCACAAGAGUACCUGACAGCUGCUUCAGUUGUCUUAAUCCCAUUGAGACUGCUUGUGGUAACGCGUACAAAGACGAAGACGCCUACGCUACUUGCCUUUGCACCAUCCCUGGCAAGACGUGGUCCGGCAUUGAGAAGUGUCUGAAUGAUGCCUCCACGGGAUGCUCUGACGCACAAAAGAUGAUUUUCAACGGCUAUGGAGUUGAAUGUGGUGCUGGCCCCAAACGAGAUCAGUUCAAAGCUGCGGUUUGCAACGCAGACAAUCAGAAGAAUGACGCCUUGCUCAAGGCCUUGGCUGAUGACGUCUGCGAUGGAACAAUAACCGGUAGCGUGGUGCUGAAACCAACCUCGACCGUCGCUGCUUCAACCAAUACAGGUAACGGGCCUAUUACCUCGACAGCCACUCCGACCGCUUCCAACACAGGAUCUGGCUCUACUGGCACUACUUCCCAUCCCACUACUACAUCCGGUGCAGUCGUCACGGCGGGUGCUUCUGCAUUGGGCAUUGGAGGGUUGAACAUCGCUGGCGUUCUCAUCGCCGCUGCCAUUGUCAAUGGAUUCUAA
Molecule: messenger RNA, 672 nt
Organism: Pochonia chlamydosporia 170
Lineage: Eukaryota; Fungi; Ascomycota; Sordariomycetes; Hypocreales; Clavicipitaceae
Exons: 2
Coding region: 1-672 (223 amino acids)
Source: RefSeq, a predicted model, not a curated record